AUGGCAGCACUGAACCCCAACAACCAGCAACAAGCUGACAAGAGAAUAAUAGGAUUCGAAUUCCAUGAUUACAAGUCCAGUUUUGAUGAUGUCACCAACAACCAUUGGCCUGUGUGUGGGUCCUUCCCUGUCCCCUGCCCUAACCAGUGUGGUUCAACUAUCCAAUGUCAGAAUAUAGACAGCCAUGUUGCCGAUGAGUGCCCCCUGACCACCAUCAACUGUGACUUUCACCACGUGGGCUGUGCUGUAAAACUCCCUCGACAAAACAUGCCAGAACACCUGAGAGAGAACAUACUCACACACAUCUCUCUAUUAGCCACCAGCCAUGCCAAGCAACAAGACAAAAUAAUCAGACUGGAAGCUGAGAACAAUACUUUCAAGAACAAACAAGAACACUUAGAACAGAAUUACCAAUCUCUGAAAGCUGAAAAUAGAAUACUUAAAACUGAAUUGGAGCCAAUGCAACAACUACUCAAAACAGCACCUCCCAUCGUGAACUCUAGCCCUCUUGGUCCACUGGAGCCCCCUGUCCUUACAAUGAUCAACUUCCAACAGUGCAGGAAAGAUUACGAUCAAUGGUACUCCCCUCCAGUCUACAGCCACUAUCAGGGCUACAAGAUCUGUCUCAAAGUGGACGCUAACGGCUCAAACUUUGGUAAAGGGACACACGUCUCUGUGUACGUGUUCUUCAUGAGAGGAGAGUUUGACGAUUCUCUGAAAUGGCCGUUUCGCGGUGCGAUUUCAGUGCAACUACUGGAACAGGUGAACGGCAUGGAUCAUGAAACAUACACGACACCUAUAAUGGGAGCUGUGCCAGAGUGA
Molecule: messenger RNA, 822 nt
Organism: Halichondria panicea
Lineage: Eukaryota; Metazoa; Porifera; Demospongiae; Suberitida; Halichondriidae
Product: TNF receptor-associated factor 5-like
Exons: 2
Coding region: 1-822 (273 amino acids)
Biological process (GO): lipopolysaccharide-mediated signaling pathway; innate immune response; protein K63-linked ubiquitination
Molecular function (GO): ubiquitin protein ligase activity; zinc ion binding; tumor necrosis factor receptor superfamily binding
Source: RefSeq, a predicted model, not a curated record